AUGAGCACAAGUAUCACUUCUCGGCCUUUGGUGAUGUCUCCAAGAAAACGGACGUUGCUCCCAGUGAGCAGUAGGCGCAAAGCACUUGAAGACUUUUUCCCAUUCCACUUGUUACCGGUAGAGUGUCAGCUGCACGUAUUGUCUUUCCUGAAUGAAGUGGACAAAUGCAACUGUGCUCUUGUGUGUCUGAGCUGGAGCUGCCUCGUGCGCUCAUGGAAGCUAUGGAGAGUUGCGGACUACUCUCGACGAGGGGUUUUUCAUCUUGGGCAAGAGGGCCUGCUAGUGUCCAACCGUGAAUUUGAAAGGUGGAAGUCCUGGGUCCAUCACUACACACAUCACCUCAUCUCCCGUAGAGCCAGUCUCCUCACACUCAAGGCAAGUUUUGAUCUGGGCGACUGCUGCCACAAAUGGAGUGAGCUGCUCACUCACCUAUUGGACAAUGUUCACUGUCGAGACCUGAGCCAGCUUGACCUUAACUGGACCUUCACUCUUCUUGAGCCGCUGGACCUGCGAGUGCACACAAGCUCCAGCUCACACCAGGACAGUAUCACCAAAAUGGACCAGGUCAACAGCUUCCAGGUGCUGCUUACAAAGCUGACUCACAGCUGUCCUCGAAUCUCUAAGAUGCGUCUGCACUUUGAUUGGUCGGAGGAGUCUGUUUCUCUGCUCACACAGUUCCAGCAGCUCAGGGUUCUGGAGCUCAAGUAUUUUUGGGUCUUUAAAGGGGUCACUCCUUCCACAAUGCAGACUCUUACCACUUCUUUGCCCAAUCUCAAGUCACUGACUCUGCACAUUCUGGUACCACUAAGAAAUCUAGGUAUCUCUUACACCCUAGAAUCCAAGUCUAUUGAGUUUCUGGAUGUGUCACCCAGUAGGGGUUUGGUCUUUUCCGGCCUCAAACUGCCAGCUCUUCGUGAACUAAGGGCUAAAAAAAUUGUUCGAGGGAUUACACUGGACCGACGAACAAGACUCCGGAUUCAGAGUCGCUGGCCAUGUUUGUACCAUGUCCUACGGGAGGGGACGCCCAAACUGCAGACCUUGAACCAUGAGAGGCUUCACCCCACAUGGAGGGAGAAACUGUACGGAGAGAUGUCGGCCAUUCUUCAUGAGUCAUGUUAUUGUGUGCAACAUUUAGACAGCUGGUUGUGGUAA
Molecule: messenger RNA, 1152 nt
Organism: Knipowitschia caucasica
Lineage: Eukaryota; Metazoa; Chordata; Actinopteri; Gobiiformes; Gobiidae
Source: the annotation of a GenBank genome assembly